UUUUGUUCCAAUGCACUUCUUUUUUUCAUAAUUAAUGACAUAUAUUAUUUUUACCAAUUUUGUUUCCCUUUCUCCAAGCAAUCCUUAAUAAACCCCAAUAGUAGUUAUCAUAAACCCUAAAUCCCCAAAAAUUCACAAAAAUCGUUCAGAUAAAAAGAUGGAUGCCAUAGCUGCAGCUGAAGAGAGAAUUAUUACAGAAAGAAUUAGGCAGAAAAUCAACGAAGUUAAUACAGCCGCACAAACACAACUCUCUGGUGUUCAAGAUCAUGUCCAUUUUACUCUUCAGCAAGCUUACUUCAAAUGUGCCUAUGAAUGCUUUGAUAGAAGGAAAAAACAAGAGGAUAUAGACAAUUGUGUUGAGUAUUGCAGUGUUCCUGUUCUUAAAGCUCAGAAUUUUAUUGAGAGUGAAAUGGCCGAUUUUCAGGAAAAGAUGAACAGGUCACUAAUGGUCUGCCAGGACAAGUUUGAGGCCGCUAAACUCCAGAAGAACAAAAGCGACGCCAUGAAGGAUAUGGAAUCAUGCGUAGACCAGUCAAUUCAAGAUAGCAUAAAGACAUUACCGCAUCUGGUUGGCAAAUUCAAGGUUUCCCUCGGCAUUACUGAGUAGAGAAAUUUAGCUCGCCAUGUACACUUCUCGUAUUUAGUUAGAUUUAGCUAAGUAGAUGCCAAAUCCAGAAAGCGAGUUGAUGGACAUCCAUUCAGUUUUGUGAACCAUAAAAUUUCAACCUCAUAUCUUGCUUCUGGAAAAUGUUAUAGUUGUACUGGUCAAAAAGCUCAUGUUCAAUUCAGAAAUGUCAAUUCUUUCUCCAGUUAUUUCCUUUAAGACUAAUGUUGAUUGACCUGGUAGCCAUUUUGUGGCUUGUAUUAUACUAUUGUAGUACAUUCUUUCUUUAUUUAAAAA
This is a messenger RNA of Solanum pennellii, 901 nucleotides long. Its product is annotated as protein FAM136A-like. Bases 158 to 607 code for a protein of 149 amino acids. NCBI's taxonomy places the organism in Eukaryota, Viridiplantae, Streptophyta, Magnoliopsida, Solanales, Solanaceae. The record is from RefSeq and is a predicted model, not a curated record. The transcript has 3 exons. Gene Ontology annotation, cellular component: cytoplasm.